Trichoderma virens Gv29-8 is the source of this 483-nucleotide messenger RNA. RefSeq lists its product as uncharacterized. The record is from RefSeq and is a predicted model, not a curated record. NCBI's taxonomy places the organism in Eukaryota, Fungi, Ascomycota, Sordariomycetes, Hypocreales, Hypocreaceae. The coding region runs from base 1 to 483 and encodes 160 amino acids. The transcript is spliced from 2 exons.
AUGUCCCCCAUGAAGACCUACGCGUGCCUGAAGCUCCUCUACGACCCGGUAGCAUCUCAGCAGCUCAAUAUCGUCUUCGAACUUCUUGGGCUUCAGAGACUGCCUCUCACUCUGACUAGAAAGAUUUGGGAAUUUGAUCCUAAGUCUUCUGAUAUAGUGGCCAGGUUCUGCUCCGUUCUGCAGCUUGCCGCUGAGAUGAACUCUGCUCCUACAGUGCCUAGUUUUUGCCCUCUCUCAGAGGUGCGCUUCUGGUCGCGCGGCCAAUACCAUACCGUCCAGAAAGACAUGGGAAGCGAACUACCGUUUGUCCGAGUCACGGUAGACUCUCGCGGUGUCAAGAAGCUCGAAAGGGUCAACACUCAGUCCAUUCUUAGUUCUGAUGGGGAAGUCUCGGUAAUUCUGCUCUCAGACCUGUUUUCAAACAUCGAAGCUAGUUUUGGCUUUGGAUUACGUCGCCUAGAGGCUCCGAGGCGUUAUGAUUAG